Priapulus caudatus is the source of this 627-nucleotide messenger RNA. RefSeq names its product putative fungistatic metabolite. The transcript is spliced from 3 exons. Bases 1 to 627 code for a protein of 208 amino acids. The record is from RefSeq and is a predicted model, not a curated record. NCBI's taxonomy places the organism in Eukaryota, Metazoa, Priapulida, Priapulimorpha, Priapulimorphida, Priapulidae.
AUGUAUGUCUCACUCGUGAAAGCGCCGGUGACUUCGGGGUCGUCGUGUCCGAUGAGGCAGUCGAUGUAUACCAGCGGCGCUUUCGUACUGGUAUACAUCGACUGCCUCAUCAGACACGACGACUUCAGGGUCACCGGCGCUUUCACGAGUGAUACACACAUCCUGAACAUGACGCCGACCAAAUGUGCGACACACUGCACGCUUCUCGGCUACGUGUUCAUGGGCUUAGACUACGGAACGUAUUGUAAAUGCGGCCAGGAGUACGGCAUGUACGGCCUCGCACCGGCUGCCGACUGCGGCAUGGUGUGCGAGGGAGAUGACAGCCCCAUGUGUGGAGGAUACCUCAGAAUUGCCGCCUACAGGAUCUAUCCAGAUGGACCCUCCAGAAAUGCUCUGUUCUACAACAACGUGUCUAUAUCGGAAGGCCAGCAGCUAGGACGCGUUGCCACGGCAACCCGAAUGGCUGCCCGAUCUCCCGCGAUGUGUGCGGCAAGAUGUCUGACGUCAGCACCUUGCUGGGGGUUCGUUUGGAUCGAAGGCAACGUGGAAAACUGCGAAAUCAUUUCCGCUACCGGUUCUCCAGCGGAUUACACGAUUCCUGCGGGAGGGAAGUAUUACCAUCUUUAA